This is a messenger RNA of Malus domestica (apple), 1304 nucleotides long. Its product is annotated as cytochrome b5-like. The record is from RefSeq and is a predicted model, not a curated record. Gene Ontology annotation, cellular component: endoplasmic reticulum; membrane. Lineage: Eukaryota; Viridiplantae; Streptophyta; Magnoliopsida; Rosales; Rosaceae. Gene Ontology annotation, molecular function: heme binding.
UCACCAGUUUACUACCAACCCAACGAAUGCCCUCCAAUCCUCGUCCGCGUACCUACCAAAAAUCUAUUCAAUAACCUAACAACCCAUCCGGCUCUCUGUCUCUGUCUCUGUCUCUGUCUCUGUCUCUCUCACACACACACACACACAUUAUUUACACUACACUGACAUCAAGUUUCCCCCUGCAUCGUCUCCUUCCAUCAGUACGCAACGGAGAUACCAAGAAAGGCAAAUGGGUAGUGGCGGAAAGGUUUUCACUUUGGCUCAAGUCUCCGAGCACAACACCCCCAAGGACUGCUGGCUUAUCAUCAAUGGCAAGGUUUAUGAUGUGACCAAGUUCUUGGAGGACCAUCCUGGUGGUGAUGAUGUAUUGGUGUCAGCAACAGGGAAGGAUGCAACUGAUGAUUUUGAGGACGUGGGUCACAGUGAUAAUGCCAGAGAUAUGUUGAAGGACUUCUACGUGGGAGAGAUUGAUGCCUCUACCAUCCCCAAAAGUACCACAUACACUCCGCCGAAGCAGCCUCAUUACAACCAGGACAAGACUUCAGAGUUUAUCGUCAAACUUCUCCAGUUCCUGGUUCCCAUUGCAAUCUUGGGUUUGGCUUUUGGCGUCCACCUUUACACCAAGUCAUCAUAAGAUGUUUUUCACCUUCUUGGGAGUCCGGCAUGCCGAGAUUCUUUUCCUUUUGACUUGUGAAGCAAGAUGGUUACUCAAGUUUGGAAACAAGAAAGACCAUUGAACUUGUUGUGUGGGCAAGUGGAUUGAAUCAGAUAUCUAGUUGAGCGACAAUAACCGUGUGCUGAAAACCGAGAAGAGAUAAUAACUCAGAGAUGACAGAUGUCCGACGACAAUACCUGUGCUUGAUUCAACAACUGUCGAGGCCAAAAUCUGUUCGACUUCAAACACCAUACAGUAUCAAAACAAAGAUUAUCGACUUGAUUUAUGAAGUUUAUGUUUUAUACAAGUGGGGGUAAGGGUGGACGAACGAGCCUGAAUUCGCAGAUUGUGGCGGGUUCAUGCGGUUCUGGACGGUUUCCAAAAUUCGUAAGACAAAAUGGGGCGGUGUGGGUCAAAAAAUCUAUGGAAACGAGGCCCUGUCCUGGACCGUUUCCACGAUGCGGGUUCAGCCUUGUUAGGAACCUGUUUGUCUUAUGGGCUAGGUUAGUAAUUGAUGGGCUGAGGUCAUCUUGAGGAUUGGCCUAUCAGCUCAACAGCUUCUAUUACUUUUUUGCGUUUUUAAAGGUGCGGACCGCAUUUUGCAAAUUUUAGGUGCAGACGGAAUCUGGUCCGAUGGAUCAAACCUGAA